AUGCUUGGCGAACGGAAACGAUUCGACACCUUCGAGGACUUGGAUGAUCUAAGGGACAUCAAGUUCAUUGUCGGUCCGGAGAAGAUAGAAUACAGCGUCCCCGAAGCCCGCUUCGCCAAUCUUUCGCCGCCCCUACGCGCCCUCCUGACGGGAGGCUUUCAAGAGUCCAGGGAGUGCAAUGUCAUCUGGGACGAUACUGAUCCAAUCACUUUCGUCCUGCUGGCACAAUUCGCCUGCCGAGGUGACUAUUCACUGCCGGAAUCCAAAGCUCUGCCUACGAAAGAGAAUGAGGCUCCUGAGGAUGGCGACGCACCCAAGAACUUGCCCCCUUCAAUGCAAGGAUACUUCUGGGCUACCGAACACAGAGGCUCACAACACCACUUUCCACCGCCUAUGGACCAGACUCAGGCUAUUCUGAAGAAGUUUACCGGCAUUGAGGCGUUCGAGAAAGCUUGCCGGCAUGUUGAACACCUGAGGCCAAUGUACAUGCACCACGUUCAGCUUUACUUUCUCGCUGACAAGUACGCCAUCGAAGAUCUCAAGAAGAUGUGCCUGGCUAGGAUCCGACAUUUCCUAUCGGAGUGUCCCGGGACCUUACAAUUGAAGACCGUCCUUUUCGAAUCCGUGCCGAUCAUCUAUUCAUGGACAGUCCAUGGGGACUCAUUACGGAGGCUUAUCACGCGGUACUUCCUCGCCAACAUGACUUGGAUCGAUACCGGUAAGAGGUUCAAGGAACUACGAAGAAUCACGCCUGAAUUUGGGCUUGACUUGCUCGACGAGAUUCCCCACAGCUACUGGAAGGAGUUGAGUGAGGGUCCUAGCGAACCAGCAGCUGAAGAAUAG
Colletotrichum scovillei is the source of this 843-nucleotide messenger RNA. RefSeq lists its product as uncharacterized. The record is from RefSeq and is a predicted model, not a curated record. The coding region runs from base 1 to 843 and encodes 280 amino acids. The transcript is spliced from 3 exons. Lineage: Eukaryota; Fungi; Ascomycota; Sordariomycetes; Glomerellales; Glomerellaceae.